This is a messenger RNA of Chironomus riparius, 963 nucleotides long. Lineage: Eukaryota; Metazoa; Arthropoda; Insecta; Diptera; Chironomidae. The record is from the annotation of a GenBank genome assembly.
AUGAAAUUCUGUUUCUGUUUAAUUACACUUUCGCUAAUCUGCUUUGUAUCAGCAGGUUCAAGCGAAGAAACUACAACUUUUGAUAUAACUGGAAAUCCAGAAAAUAUUGAAGACUUCGUCUUUCAAGGAAAGGAAACAGCUUCUAAAGGACCAAGAUUACAAAUCUCAAAUGGACGUCAAGCUACUAACACACAAUUCCCAUAUGUUGCUGAGUUGGCAAUUAAUACAGCUACUGGUGGAUUUUUAUGUACUGGUUCAUUGAUUGGACGUAAUUGGAUAUUGACUGCAAGACAUUGUAUUGCUGGUAAAACCAUCACAUCUAUUCGUGCAUCUUUGGGAUCAGCAGAUCGUCAAGGUGCAAGAACUCACAUUGCAGUCGUUUCCGCUACAUACAUAAAUGCUGCUGAUGGAGUUAAUCAUCCUGAUAUAGCUCUUUUCCGUCUUGCACAAAAUGCACCAAUUACAGCUACUAUCAAAACUAUUCGUCUCCCUAAAAUGUCUAAAGCAAACUUUGCUUACGAUAAUUAUCAAUUUACUGCAAUUGGAUGGGGACUGGUUUCUCCUGGCGUAUUUUCACGUUACUUACAAUAUACAUUCUUCAAAACUCUUCCAAAAACAAGCUGCUUACCCGUUAAUACAGGAAUAUAUUAUAUGUGCAGUAAGCCACCAACUGGAACUUCACAACUUUUGGGCGGUGAUUCCGGCGGUCCUGGAGUUAUCGUUGAAGCUGAUGGAAUUGAAACUCAAAUUGGUGUUAAUGUUGCAUACGUCACCUCUGGAACCAACAUUUGGCAAAAAACAACAAGAGUUUCAAACUUCUUGACAUGGAUUAAAACACAAACUGGAAUCUCUUAUGUCUAACCUGCUGGCAGUGUUACAUUUUGUUCCAAUCCAAUUAAAACUUUUGUAAAAAUAAAUUGAUUUUUUUUUGGCCAAUAAAGUAAAGUAAUUUUUAAAAAGCAU